CAUCAAUAAACAUAACCUAGGUAAAAUAAACGUCAAAAGAUAAAAGUAAAAUACUUAAAAAUACCUUUUGAAUCAAUCAAAUAACGUCUAGAACAAAUAAAUGUAAUAAUAGGAGUGUCGUAUAUUAUUUAGUUAAAAAAUGCAACCUAAUUAUGUGGCUUUGUAUAAUGAACAGUUUGAGCUUCCACCUGAGCUUUGUGCAAAGCCUUUGGCUUUAGUAGGGGUUUCAGGGUUGGACACAGUUAAUAAUGCCAUUCAUAAGACUAUCUGGGAAAAUCUUAGCAGUAACCGCCGAGUUGAGAGAUCCCCGGUACUGUUUAAGCUCAUUAGUAAUGCUCAAGAAUUCCCUGUAGUCAAACCAAAAAGGAAUUCCUAUGAAUGGUAUAUUCCAAAGGGUAUUUUGAAGAAGAAUUGGCUAAGAAAACAUCUCAGCGAUAUACCCUCAGUUAUAGUAAUUUUUUAUGAUUUAGACUGGAAUGAUUUGCAAUGGAAUGAGAAAAUUAUUGAAUGUGCAUCUAGGGUACAAUCAUUGAGAGCCGCUCUCGAAGGGAGGAACACCAGAUUGGUCGUUGUUCUUUUACAAAACACUCCCCCAUUACCAGCAGGAGAGGACUCUUUAAGUUCAGAGAGGGCUAUUGCCCUGUGUGCCAGUUGCGAGAUCAGUGCAAAAUCCCUCUUUGUUUUACCUCACGGAGAUCAUUUGCAGGGCUAUAUAGUCCGUUUGGAGAGUGCUUUUUAUGACUUGGCCCAAAAUUAUUACCACAUGGAAGCGAAACAUGUCGAAAAUCAUAAAGAGUAUCUCAACAAGAACACUCAUCAAUAUUUAUUCGUCAGGCAUCAAUUCAAAAUGGGCUUCCUUAACGAACUUAAACAAGACAUUCACACCGCCCAUAAGCAUUACACUUACGCGUACAAUAAACUACUUGAGAUUAGGAUCGUCGACACGAAUGCAAUGGAAAUCCAAACUGUCGCCGGUUUUAUCAAUUACAAAUUGUGCAAAUUGAUGUUUACUUUGAAUUUACCGCGAGACGCCAUUUCCCAGUUUAAGGCGCAUGCGGAAAGGUUUAAGUCAAGAAUUGGUUUUAAGGAGUUAGCUUUUGAACAUUACGCGUGGCUUUGUAAACAAUACAGCAUUUUCGGUGAUAUUUUUGACGAAGCUGUUAGAUUAGGAUUACCGGCUGUUCAAACCCAGCAUCCCGGAGUUUAUUACCAACAAGCAGCCCAGUAUGCUAUUCAAAGAAAAAAAUCGUGUCUCGAACUUUGCAAUAACGUCACUGCAUAUCCUACAGCUCCAGAUCCCCUUGAGGGUCUGGACCAUUUAGAAUUCUACGGGCAGAGACCCUGGAGACCUGGAAAACUGAACAUGGACAAUCCGGAUCCCCAAUUGGAGAAAAAAGGAAUCCAGGCUCUGCAGUUUUUGGAAAAACAAGUGGCUCAUUCCAAUGUAAUAAUUUCGUUAUAUGGACUGGCUGUAUCUCAAUAUAAAACAUACAAAUGUCCAAGAACAAGACGUUAUUUAGUCGUUCAAAUGGCGGAGGAAUAUUUCGAAUUUAGAGAUUAUGGAAAGGCUUUAACUCUUUUUACGCAUAUGAUUUGGGACUAUCGACUAGAGUGUUGGUGGUCAAUAUUGUCGCAUAUUUUGCAAAAGGCUUUGCAGUGUGCCUUUUUAACAGCUACAGUCCAAGAUUAUGUUACGAUAUCUUUGGAGCUGUUGGGUAAAAGUAUCACGACUACUACUGAAUACAAGGCUCAAGUUUACGAAAAUCUAAUCAGAGUUUUAAAAAAACAAAUCCCUAAUCCUGUUUUAAAUUUGCCUUCUUACGACGUUCAUACUUCGUUAAACUUGUGGAAAAAGGUUUUCGAAAGUGAAUCAAUUCACUUAACUGUGGAUAUGAAUAGUGUUGUGUCUUGUAUCGAAACAAAGGCACGAUUUUUAAAGGAUAAAUACGAGGCGGAUCAAAAUGUUGUACUCGAAGUGUUUAUAAGAAGUACAUGUCCGUUUCUCUUGAGAUUUACGAGACUUUCUGUGACAAUAAAUACGAGUGAAUACAGUUCAGAAUUUGCAGUGAACGAAACAAAAUUUAACAAUCCGAACUUAACGUUCGAAAGUAACGAAGUCAAAAAGUUUAUUGUUGAAUUUCUGCCCGAUUCUGAAACGACAGGCAAAGACAUGCAGAUAAAUUCUAUAAAUUUGUAUCUGGGCAUUCCAAAAGAGUGUUGUGUUGAGUUAUCUUUCAAUGGCAAUUUGGCGGUUUCGACCGGAGGAAUCCAAGAAUUUUCGCGGUUCAGAAGGAAAUCUGCGUCCCACGUGGACUUCGAAAGUAUUCUACCCCAGUCAUCGGCGCUGGUCGUACCGAGAAAAUCGAAACUGAAUGUUAAUUAUGAUCACAAACAGCCCGCACUUGUUGGCGAAUGGUUUAAUAUAAUAAUCACCGUUAGUAAUGAAGAUAUUGCUCCUAUAAGUAGCGUUAAUGUACUGGUUAAUCUUUCCGAAGGGGAGAUGGAUGGAAGCACCGAAUUCUGUCUCAACACGGCUGCUAAAAGCGAACUGCUUCCCCUAAAUAUCGGCCUACCAGACUUAAAAGUUGGCGAGAGCAAAUCAAUUAACCUUUACAUUCGAGGUCACAAAGCCGGUCAGAGGACAGUGGUCUUUAAAGUAUCCUACGUCCUCGAGUCCGAUAGGUCCGGAACAAGUAUUAGCGAAGAUACUCUACAUGUACCGUUUGUGAAACCGUUCGAAAUCAAUACCAAAUUUUCUAAUACUUUAUUCGAAGACAUUUCAAAGUUUUACGUGGACGAAGAGUUCGUAGUAACACCGAUCAUUAACUGCGUCUCACCCUGGCCGAUCGUUAUUGAAAAUACUUCGCUAGAUUUUAUGCCGCCUGUGGAAUCAAUUGAUGAAAGUGUUCACAGUCAGGUUAAAGGGUUGAUUUUAAACGACAAAGAAUCUGGGGCGGAAGUCUUUCUUGCAAAAGUGAAGAGAAAUUGUGAAAGUCCUGUCAAUGUGGGCCAGUACACCAUAAAAUGGAAAAGAGAAAACGGUUUGAGUGCAACCAGUCAGCUCAUGAUACCAGGAUUUGAAAUCGAAUGGAUUCCAUUAGACAUUAAACUUGAUUUGCCAGCUUUUGGUUUACUUCACACACCCCUUCUUGUAACUUACACUCUAUACAACAGAUCUCAUCAACUUUUACAAUUAGAAGUAACCGUAGAGGGUGGAGAUGCGUUUAUGUUUGCGGGUUACAAGCAGAUUCCAAUAUCGAUCUUGCCGGAAAGUUUUAAAACUCUCGACUAUAAUUUGUAUCCGGUCGUUGCCGGUAAUAUUGUUUUGCCGAAAAUUAUGAUUACUGUUCCCGAAAACAACACAGAGGGGCCCUCAUUAAGACAAAAUCAAGUAAAUGCCCUAUUGGAUAGGGCGCUUCCUACUCAUUUGUUUAUAAUGCCUCAAGUUAAAGGAUCCCCCGAAUUUCCGAAAGCGAUCCAAGAUGAAAAUUUACUAAAAGUUGUUUGAAUUUUUAAAUAAAGUACAUAUUUUACAUUU
Agrilus planipennis (emerald ash borer) is the source of this 3538-nucleotide messenger RNA. It is a transcript of the gene gry, whose product is annotated as trafficking protein particle complex subunit 11. The record is from RefSeq and is a predicted model, not a curated record. Lineage: Eukaryota; Metazoa; Arthropoda; Insecta; Coleoptera; Buprestidae. The transcript has 15 exons. Gene Ontology annotation, cellular component: cytoplasm. Bases 140 to 3508 code for a protein of 1122 amino acids.